This is a messenger RNA of Cynoglossus semilaevis (tongue sole), 1456 nucleotides long. It is a transcript of the gene dctn5, whose product is annotated as dynactin 5. The transcript has 6 exons. The record is from RefSeq and is a predicted model, not a curated record. Bases 228 to 776 code for a protein of 182 amino acids. NCBI's taxonomy places the organism in Eukaryota, Metazoa, Chordata, Actinopteri, Pleuronectiformes, Cynoglossidae. Gene Ontology annotation, cellular component: dynactin complex.
UAAUGGUGGUGUUGUAAUACAGUUAUUAGGAUGUUUCAACUGAUAAAGCUUGAAUAUAUUGUUUAAAAUCAAUAUCGAUAAUUUGGUUCUCAGCUCACAAUGUCUGACAAGCAAUUCAUCACAGUCGGCUGACAGCAGAGAGGAACGCGUAAACAGCUACAUUUGAUAGUGUUUUAUUUAGUAUAUUACCAACAACUGGCUGGAUAAAGUUAAGUAGUCACGUAACCAUGGAGUUGUCUGAAAUACUCUACAACAAAGCGGAGUACAUUGAGACGGCUUCUGGCAACAAAGUAAGCAGACAGUCGGUGUUGUGUGGGAGUCAAAAUAUCGUCCUUAAUGGAAAGACAAUUGUCAUGAAUGACUGCAUCAUCAGAGGAGACCUGGCAAACGUCAGAGUGGGCAGACACUGUGUAGUGAAAAGUCGCAGUGUUAUUCGGCCACCUUUUAAAAAAUUCAGCAAAGGUGUGGCCUUCUUCCCUCUGCACAUCGGAGACCACGUUUUCAUCGAGGAGGACUGUGUGGUCAACGCGGCACAAAUCGGAUCUUAUGUCCACAUCGGCAAGAACUGUGUCAUUGGUCGUCGCUGUGUGCUGAAGGACUGCUGUAAGAUCUUAGACAACACUGUGCUUCCUCCUGAAACAGUGGUUCCGCCAUUCACCGUCUUCUCUGGAUGUCCAGGUCUGUUUUCAGGUGAACUCCCCGAAUGCACACAGGAUCUGAUGAUUGACGUGACCAAGAGCUACUACCAGAAGUUCCUGCCCCUCAGUCAGAUCUGAGUCCUGCACUUGAACAACCCUCAGCAGGGUCCCAACCCUUUACUGUUGAUAUCAGGUCAGGGUUGGAUUCUGACACUAAGACUGAAAUGGACUCUGCGUGUUUUCUACCUUUUGUUCUUCACCUCCCCAUGUUCUCAACUUUCUCUGCAUAUGAGAACAGUUGCUCUGGGUUUGAGCUCAUUUUUGCAUCUUUUUUUAUAAACUGUGCACAACCCAAGGCCUUGUGUGGGCAGUUUUGGUUCUUGUAGCAGCAACAUCAGCAGCAGCAGCAGGUGAAAGCGAGGAGGUGGUGAAGCAGUGAUGGAACAGAAGGUCGAAAGAGAAAGUGUAAUACAACCCUUUGAAGACACUGGUGGACCAAAAACAACAGUAAUGUUUGAGGAUGUUGGCUGCAUCAGAGCUUUGUUCCUGUCCACAAGUCCUUACAACAUCAAAGUUGAGUAGAUGAAGACUUUUUUUUUUUCCUAAUUGUCAUUCUAUUUAAAUGCUUAGCUUCUCUCACACUUACUGGCCAAUGUGAUAUCAUUUUCUUCAGCCAUGUUUUUAUUAUGUUUAAUCAAGUCUACAACAAUAUACUGUUCAGUUGUGACACUUGUUUAUAUUGUGAAAACAUUGCAGUAUUCAGUGGCGCAAUCUCAAUUAGUGAAGCAAAAUAAUAAAUAUAAAAAAUUUAAAAUGAA